Rhagoletis zephyria (snowberry fruit fly) is the source of this 747-nucleotide messenger RNA. Lineage: Eukaryota; Metazoa; Arthropoda; Insecta; Diptera; Tephritidae. The record is from RefSeq and is a predicted model, not a curated record.
AUGGCUGCUCCCGCUAAGCUGGAAUCGCAACCGCCAAAAGUGAUUGACCUGCUGGCUUGGGACGCUGAGAUUUCCAAAACUGGCGCCAACUAUGAAAAGUUGUACGAGCAGAUCUCUCAGGCUUCAAAAGACUCUCCGGAGAAUGUAGAGAUUCUGUCUCGCCUUGCUCAGGCGACCUUUUUAGUGACGCUCAACAUGAAUGAUCCCAAGGAAAUCAAAGCUAAGACCACUGAAUCUCUAGAAAUUGCUGAGAAAGUGGUCGCCAAGGACAGCAACAACUUCCGUGGCCAUCUGUGGCAGGCGGCGGCCUCCGGCAAGAUCGCUCUUCUCGGCGUCUCGGUCCCCGAGAAGAUCAAGUACAGUAUCGCCUUCUUGCGCGCCCUCGCCGUGUGCAUUCGCUUGAACCCAAAGGACCCCAUGGUUCUGUUUAUGGAGGGCCGCUUUGCGCUGGCUCUUUCCUCACUGACUGAGGAGGAAAAGGCGGCCAUCCGAAAGGAGCUUCCGCUGCCUGAUAUUAACUGGGCCGAGGCUGAGGCCAAACUGCGCGAGUCCAUCGCCAUCAACGGCGCUCUCAUCGACGGCUACGUCACUCUGGCCUACCUGCUAGUCAAGAUGAAGAAGUACGCCGAGGCUAAAGAGGUCAUCGUCAAGGGCCUCUCUCAGCAGUUGGUCACCAAGUCUGACCAGGAGGUGGCGCAGGAGUUGAAGAGCCUCCAGACUCGCAUUAACAACAUUGUGCCGCAGUAA